Molecule: messenger RNA, 2355 nt
Organism: Symbiodinium sp. CCMP2592
Lineage: Eukaryota; Dinophyceae; Suessiales; Symbiodiniaceae
Source: the annotation of a GenBank genome assembly
AUGUAUGCCGAGGUGGUCAAGUUGCUGGAAGACGUGUCCGACUACCUGGUGGACUUCUUUGUCCUUUGCUAUGCCAUCAGCGUCGGUGUCGUUAUCGAUUACCAAAGCACAUACCGGGAAGAGCCCGUAUGGGCGCAUUCACUUGAGCUGUCCUUUUGCAUUAUAUUUGUCUGUGAACUCGUCUUGCGCCUGGCCCUGGCGCAGAGGCGCUUCAUCACAGGGAAACGGCGUUGGUGGAACUUGCUGGACACGCUUGCAGUGAGCUUGAUGGUGCUGAGGUUCCUGAUUGCUACCAGCGAACUACUGGGGACUCUGUCGACUGCCCUCAGGAUCGUUCGAAUGGUGCGUGUCUUCCGAAUCCUCUGGGUCUUGCGUGCAGCCCUGGCCAGCUCCUCACAACUCCGGCAAUUUCGAAUUCUAUUGGAAUCUCUGACGGAAAGCAUGAAUGUACUGGGCUGGCUUCUGAUCUUGAUUCUGAGCAACGUGUACAUCUUCAGCCUUAUAUUCACGGAGAGUUCGCUGUGGGAUGAAAUCGCGAUCCUUCCCUGGCAUUUGGCGGCAAGCUUCCUGGUCUUCGUCGCUGUUUCGCUGGUUCUGGCGAACACCAUCACCAGCUUCAUCUGCAGCCUCCAAACGAUCGUUUCAAAGAGGGAGAGGGACCUCAUCAUUGACAAGGAGCUGGAGUACAAUGAAAAGCUCGUGUCUGAGCUCUACAAGGUCUUCCAUGAGGUAGAUCAGAACGGCAACGGCGUGAUCAGCUGGACUGAAUUCCAGCUGGCCCUGGAGGACGAGCGGAUGCACACCUUCUUGAGUACUUUGGAGCUGGACAUGUCGGAUGCGAGGAAGAUCUUCCACAUCCUUGCAUCCGAGCAGACAAAUGCCAUCGAGGAGUCCGACUUCUUGCUGGGUUGCCUGCGGAUGCGAGGCGGUGCGAGUGCCGUUGACAUGGUCAGGAUUCAGAUGGAGCAGGACCACUGGUUCCUCGCCGCCAACUUGCGGCAAGAACAGGAUCAGAUUUCGGAGACGGAGAGCGGGUGGAGCCCCGAUCACAUCACUGACGACCGCAUCGACCGCAUCAGCGUCACUAUCGAGCCCUUGGAGGAGAUCGAAGACGUGGCGCUCCACGAGUUUCAAUGGGCAAAUCUGGAGUCAUGGCAACGUGCUGUCACGCUGCAGGAGCUCCUCACAAUUCGCGGCGAUCUUCAGCGACUCUGCAAAGGCUGGAGGAGCGAGCGGACAGGCCAACAUCUUGUGCCCGAGACGACGAACCUGCUCCUCAGCAGCAGGGUUGUCUGGGUUGCUUCAAGCAGAGACACACAGACACAGAGACACAGAGACACAGAGACACACAGAGACACACAGAGACACACAGAGACACACAGAGCCUAUCAUUAUAUACUUCCGCAGACAGCACCGCUGGAGGGGACAUGGCUCCGUCUAGCCUGGGACGCAGAGCGCUUGCCUCCUGCAUUGGGCCAGGAGUUGUGCCAGGUCUCGGAGGAUGCAGCAUUGCCCAGAGCCAUCGCCGUCAUUCUGAAGGUUGAGGUGGUCGAGUCUGAAGCGCAGCAUGACGGGAGCCCCUGUUUGGACUUGCUGGUGAAGCUGAAACGAGGACGCUUCCUGGCUGGGCAUCGGGCUCCGGCAUUGCACCUGGGCAGGGAGAGCGGCGAGUGGUCAGCAGCGCCGGAGAGGGUAUGGUACUGCAGUCAUUGGUGGGGAGAGCCGAUUUUUGAGUUCGUGAGCGGUUGCCGUCGGCACGCAGAAGUUCGGCACCUCGUGGCGGAUGCACGGUACUGGGUGUGUGGCUACGCCAAUCGCCAGCACGAGCUUGAUCAAGAGAUCUCAGUCAAUGUCGUGGAAACAUCAUUCUACACAGCACUUCGCGAGGCGAAGGGUCUCCUGCUGAUCUUGGACAACCAGGCCACCCCUUUCUCGAGGAUUUGGUGCGACUUUGAGCUCUGCACGGCCAUCAUGAGUCGCGACAUGGGGCUCGACAUCGUGACUACCAUCCCGCCCAAACAUGGGAGAGAGGCAGAGACUCGCUUGCUAACCACAGAUUUGGUGCCUGGCGAAUCUGCGGUGGCCAAGUCGGUGCGGGAGCAGCAUUUUCCUAUCGAUCUGCUGGCUCCGGGGAUGCUAUUUAUUGUUUUGACUUGGAGAUGCACAGUGCAGUGUUGUGGUUUUGGUAGACCCCAGAAUCCUCCCCGAUUUGAUUCCUUGGGGAUGCCGGGACCAUCCUUGCUGGAGAAUGUGCUCCCACUACUAGUGGUAGUGGGAGUGGGAGUGGUCGUCGUCUUAGUAGUAAGGACUGGGAGUGGAAGGAGGAGGGGGAGCGGGAGGAGUAACAAUGGAUAG